UUUACAUGUUGGGUUUAUAUUUUAGUUCAGUGUAUAUAUGCACCACAAAUUAACUAGGGCUUAUAACAAGAAAAAGUAUUAGGCUUUUUACGGUCAGAUUCAAUAAAUGCAUAUAGGUUAGAUUUACAGAUCCAUAAAUAUCCUAAUCAGCUCUCACCUUAUUUUAAGGAAUGUUCUAUUAUAAAGAAUGUAUGAAAGGAUUACAAUAUUGACAACAAAAUCUACCAAUCAGCUCCCCUUUGAAGAAGGCAGACAGGCUGACGUCAGCGCUGUCUGACUCGCGCCGCGCGCUAGGAGGGAGAAAAGCGCAGGGUGCUUGAGGAGAAAGCAGAAAAAACUCCCAGCACGCUGGCAGAACGGGGUCACGAACUAUGACCUUUCAAAGAAGAAUAACAACAACACAAAAAUAAAAAAUAAAUUAAAUCCCGGGGCUUUGUUCUUAUUGAACGUGACCCUGCCUACUGAUAUAAGAGGUGGCACAUCCCUGCUUCUACGGUUGACAGACGUAUUUGGCCUCGCUCCAGACUAAUGACCUUACAUCACCAUGACGACCAACGUGGAGGUGCUUGCUCAGCAGAUAGUGGCCCCUGAGCAGGUGGCAGAGGUGCAGGCCUCUCCCGCUGACUAGUCAGUGAUGAGUGGCUCUCCACAGCGUUUCCAGAUCAUCUCAACUGAGCCCUCAGCCACACUGCAGCGCAUACAGAUUGUAACGGACCAGCAGACGGGUCAGAAGAUCCAGAUCAUCACGACCAUGGAUCCCUCCAGCGGGCCCAAGCAGCAGUUCAUGCUGGCGGCGGCUGAUGGCUCUGGAACGGGUAAAGUCAUCCUGAUGUCCCCAGAGAACCAGGGCACCAAGCAGCUCAUCUUCACCACAGCAGACAGCCUGCUACCCGGCAGGAUACAGAUUGUAACAGAUGCCGCGUCGGUGGAUCGGUUACUGGGGAUAGCUGGGGAUGUGGACCGGCCUCAACCUGUGGAGUUUUGUGUGGUGUGUGGAGACAAGGCUUCAGGGCGUCACUAUGGGGCUGUCAGCUGUGAAGGCUGUAAAGGCUUCUUCAAGAGGAGUGUGAGGAAGAACCUGACCUACAGUUGCCGUAGCAACCAGGACUGUGUUGUCAACAAGCACCAUCGCAACCGCUGUCAGUUCUGUCGGCUGAGGAAAUGCCUGGACAUGGGCAUGAAGAUGGAGUCCGUGCAGAGUGAGAGGAAGCCCAUUGACCUGCCCAGAGAGAGGCCUGCUAACUGUGCUGCGUCCACAGAGAAGAUCUACAUCAGGAAGAACCUGAUGAGCCCACUCAUCGCCACGCCAGCCUUCAUCACUGAUGGCUCCAGGUCUAGUCUGCUAGACCCAGGGAUGCUGGUGAACAUCCAGCAGCCUCUGAUCCAGGCUGACGGAACACUACUGCUGGCCACAGACACCAAGUCGGGGCAGGGAGACUUGGGGACGCUGGCCAGUGUAGUGACGUGUAUGGCCAACCUGAACGACUCCCUCAGUGAGUCCCUGAAUAACGAUGAUACCUCAGACGACCAGCAGGAGGAGCAGUCUGCUAGCAAGAUAACACGGGAAUUUCGUUUGAGCGGUAGUGUAUGUGUCUUCAGUGCCUUCGAUACCCUGGCCAAAGCCCUAAACCCGUCCGAGACGGGGGCGGGGCAGAACCUGGCAGAGGGGGGGGAGUAUGUGGGCGGAGCCACCAUCCAGGUUAUCAGCCGAGACCAGGUGACCCCCCUCAUCGAGGUGGAGGGCCCACUGCUCACAGACACACAUGUCAGCUUCAAGCUGACUAUGCCCAGCCCCAUGCCAGAGUAUCUAAAUGUGCACUACAUCUGUGAGUCAGCGUCCCGCCUCCUCUUCCUUUCCAUGCACUGGGCACGCUCCAUCCCUGCAUUCUCCACUCUCGGUCAGGAGAGUAACACCAGCCUGGUGCGUGCCUGUUGGAAUGAGCUGUUCACUCUGGGGCUGGCUCAAUGUGCCCAGAUCAUGAGUCUCUCCACCAUCCUGGAAGCCAUCAUCAACCAUCUCCAGAACAGCAUUCAGGACGAUAAGGUGUCUGGGGAGAGAGUGAAGCUGGUGAUGGAACACAUCUGGAAGCUGCAGGAGUUCUGUAACAGCAUGGUUAAGAUGGAGACAGACAGCUAUGAGUACGCCUACCUGAAGGCCAUAGUCCUCUUUAGCCCUGACCAUCCAGGCCUGAACAGUUGCAGCCAGAUAGAGAAGUUCCAGGAGAAAGCCCAGAUGGAGCUGCAGGACUAUGUGCAGAAGACCUAUCCAGAUGACACCUACAGGUUAACGCGUAUCCUGAUGCGUCUCCCGGCGCUGCGUCUGAUGACCUCCAGCAUCACUGAGGAGCUGUUCUUCACCGGCCUGAUCGGCAACGUGCCCAUCGACAGCAUCAUCCCUUACAUCCUCAAGAUGGAGACCGCAGACUAUAACACCGGUCCCACAGCGUGACUCCUCUCCAACAACCCUACCCACCGCCAAACCUCUCCAGCCCAUUUCCAGACGUGUACCCCAUACCCCAAAAAAGCACACUUACUCUAAUACCCCCGGCUAACAAGAUGCAAUGUCAUUGAGGAAUCCCUUUCGGACCGUGUGGCUCUCAGAAUGUCCGCUCUCCAUGUUUGUGAAUAUGCGUCAUAACCAUGAAGACCAGGAUUUGAAUGUUCUCUGGAAGAGAUGUAUGAUGGGACUGUGAGUCACUUGUCCAGAUUCCGUGGCUGUGAGCACUUAACCCCCAGAGUGGGAGGAGUCCCCAUGACUGACAUGUCACGGUCACCUUCUCUCUUUGUCAUUAGCACUUCAGCAAAAUGCCUCCAAUGUACUGUAAAGUUGACCUUUUAGCUCAAGCCUUUCAAUAUGCUUUUAUCUUAUACAAGACUUAGUUACUGUACAUUCAUUUCCAACAAGUAUAUCAAUCCAGUUACCGCUUGCUUCUGCCUGUAAUCUUGAUAAGCUGUAUUUAUCACUUAGCAGACAUAGACUAAGAAUGAGCUGCGGUUGCCUAAAUGUCAUUACAUGAGUAAAUUGAGACAUGAAUUGGUGUAAAGUUUUGUAUUUGUACUUUGAACCUUUCACCAUCUUUUACAAUGUAAAAAGAAACAUUUAAAUGUAUGAAUAUGUUAUGAUGCUCGUCCAUGCCUCAAGUUCUGUCUGUCCCUAAAACUUUGUUGUGGUUGAAAAGAUGUCCAAUUCCUCUAAAUCAGGUACAAGACUUAAUUCUCCAUUUAUUAGCAUCUUACCUGGAUCCUUAAUCUACGGAGUAUACGGCAGACAAGCCAUUUGUGUACUGAGCCACUCCAUUCAGGAUAAUAUAACACGUACUCUCCGCUUCAGAUAAAACAUCAAAUGUCCUCUUGGUUUCAGGUUAGGGUCAGUACCAUUUCAUGUAUUUCAUACAUUUGUAUGAUAUUAUUCUUGUUAAUUUCACUGCAAUUGUUUGUUGCUGGGUAGAGUCAUCGAUCCUACAGAGGGAGUUUAAUAACAGACUUGUUUCUAUGUCUCUGCCUAAAGCAAAUGCACAUUCAUUAUAUGGUUAGACCAUUAUCUAUGAUUUGAAAAUGUUAUUUGUGCAAUUGCCACAUGGCCACGGCUCCAGGUAAAAAUGUCCCUUAACCACAUAAUCAGAUUAUCCUGCACCUAGUUCUAACCUUAACUAUUAGAGAGGUCCAAAAAGUCUGACACUGAGUGGUUAUGGGCAACUUUAUGGUCAUCACUUUAUUUUGCCCUCAUGACAAUCAAAGCCUUGUGACAUGUUGUCCUUUUCUGAGUGUCCAGUAUUUCUCCUUAUUUAUUUAAAUCCCGCACGUAUUAUACUUAAGCAAUAAGGCACGAGGGGGGUGUGGUAUAUGGCCAAUAUACCACGGCUAAGGGCUAGUCUUUUGCA
This is a messenger RNA of Coregonus clupeaformis (lake whitefish), 3881 nucleotides long. Its product is annotated as nuclear receptor subfamily 2 group C member 2-like. Gene Ontology annotation, biological process: anatomical structure development; positive regulation of transcription by RNA polymerase II; positive regulation of embryonic development. The record is from RefSeq and is a predicted model, not a curated record. Bases 635 to 2449 code for a protein of 604 amino acids. The transcript has 15 exons. Lineage: Eukaryota; Metazoa; Chordata; Actinopteri; Salmoniformes; Salmonidae. Gene Ontology annotation, molecular function: RNA polymerase II cis-regulatory region sequence-specific DNA binding; zinc ion binding; nuclear receptor activity.